This is a messenger RNA of Sycon ciliatum, 4718 nucleotides long. Its product is annotated as mitotic checkpoint serine/threonine-protein kinase BUB1-like. NCBI's taxonomy places the organism in Eukaryota, Metazoa, Porifera, Calcarea, Leucosolenida, Sycettidae. Gene Ontology annotation, biological process: mitotic spindle assembly checkpoint signaling; protein phosphorylation; meiotic sister chromatid cohesion, centromeric. Bases 188 to 3895 code for a protein of 1235 amino acids. The record is from RefSeq and is a predicted model, not a curated record. The transcript is spliced from 20 exons. Gene Ontology annotation, cellular component: nucleus. Gene Ontology annotation, molecular function: ATP binding; protein kinase activity.
AGCACAGUCGAGUCCAGUCAAAGCAGAGCAGUAAGCAGUAGUAAUGGACAAGGAUGUGACUUACUUAGCUUGAUUGCUCCCUGAUUUGGUUUCUUGCCCCUUGCUUGUGGCCUCUUGAGUCCUGUGGAGCGCUGAAGACCAGGGGAAAUAAGAGAAAAGCGACAGUGCCCCAUUCGCACCAUUCAGUAUGUCAUUUGAAUGGGAACUGAGUAAAGAGAACGUUCGGCCACUGAAACAGGGUCGCAACAUGGACACAUUGAAUGCUGCUCUUGGACAGCAAAAGCCAACGCUUCAACGAAGCUUGGAAGCGCAAAGAGCUGAGUACGAAAAGCAUUUGAGCGAAGAGGCCAGUGAAAGUGAUGAUCCCGUUGCCCUGUAUCAGAAUUAUGUGUCAUGGGUGGAGCAAGCGUAUCCAUCCGGAAAUCGGAAGGCUUUGAAUGAAGCUCUGGAGAAGAGCAUACGUGCCUUGGUGGACAUGAAGGAUGAUGUCCGAUGCCUCAAGCUUUGGUUGAAAUAUAUUGAUCUGAUGGGUGAUGCCAGCAAACAGCUGCCCUUAUUCGACCACCUGCAGUCAUCCCAGUAUUUUCAAGAUCAGGCUUUGUUUUACGAAGCCUGGGCAGCUCUGCUGGAAUCAAUGCAACGCCAUAAAGAUGCCGAGAAUAUUUAUAGGCGUGGCCUGGAGCGCAAAGCAGCCCCGCUCGCUCGCCUGGAGAGACACCACAAGGAAUUUGAGCAGCGUGUGAUGGCUGGUGUUGUUCUUGCGUCCAAACGACCGAUUGCAGACACAACAAGAGCAUCCCAACCCACGCGUAAAGCCCUGUCUGAUCUUGGUGACCAGCCAGGUGUUGGCCGCUCUGGCUCUGCUAUCCAUGGUUCAGCUGGCGUUGUGAACACACGCAAAGUAACACCACUGACUAACGCACGUCCGACCGUGCUCGAUGAGAAUGGGCAAGUGGCGUGUAGCCAGCAGUCUCACUCAACAUCGAAGCACAUCGGCUCUGGCCUCUCUUAUUCAGACAAGGAAAAUGUCAAGGCUGCUGGCAAGUGGGCUACUAAUAAGGUGGAUGCGCCACAUGCUAUUGGCUUCUCAGAUCUGAAGAAAGGUUCAUCUUCUGUGAAAGUGUUUGGAGAGCCCGAAGCUGCAGUAAUGCCAAAGAGCAUUGGACCAGAGACGAAGAAUGUAGUUCCUGCAUCUGUUCUAAGACCUCACAAGGCUACAGCUGCUGACAGUGCUGGUGGUUUGGCCAGCAUAUCCAAGCCACAGCCACCACGCGAGCAGCCAGUUUAUCCCAAGGCCCUUGUCUACACGGAGUACGGAGAGUUUUCACUGGAGGAAAUCCGCGCACGUCAAGCGCUGCAGAUGUAUGCUGAAGAGCAGGUGCAGUCAUCCGAUCCUGAUGCAAUGGACUUGACACGGGUGAUCGGUCAGCCUAUUCAGGUAUCUAUUGACCGUGAUACCAUCACCAGACUGACUGCAAAGAGGGAGCUCACCAUCACUCGCCGCCUCAGUUUCGAUGGUCUCACACCAGAGCUGAGUGGCCGACCUAAUCGGGCAUUUGACUGGAAUGCAUCUGGUGGUUCCCGUGAAAUGCCGACUGGUUUGGCUAGACCCUGCGCUGCUCCAUCAUCCAACUCUCUGAACCGGUCCUCUAGUACUAUAACCCCAUCACCAGCUCAGAACUCGUCUAAGAAUCAUUUCACAGCAACCACUCCGCUGCCUACUGGUAUUGUUGGAGAACGGUUUCCGACUGUUCCAGCCAAUGCUCCGGCUGUGUUUGCACCUUCCUCCAAUGCAUCGGCAUUGGCACUGUUAGGUGGCCAGUCAUCAUCUACACAAGAGAACCAGCGUCCCGCAUCGGCAGCUUCAGCUGAUGUUUCCUUUGCUGGCCGCUCGUCCAGUAUGACUUUCCUUGGUCCUGCCGUCACACCCACCAUGACAUACCACACACGUUAUGCCACCGAUCGCAUGAUGUCCGCCAUGAAAUCUAACGACCUUGACAAUGCGUCUCUUCUGGUGGACUCUCAUCAACGAAGUAGCGUCCAGCAGAAGGCUGGUGUCAGUGCUGCGGCGGUGGCGGCUAUUGCUGUACCAGCUGUUGCACCAGCAGCAGCAGCAAGCACCCGUAUUGCAUCUGUGCCUACAUGCUCUGCCUCUACGGCUUUCACCAGCCAGCCCACUGAGCCGGGCUUCACCAUCUUUGAUGAAACAGCGCCAUCUGAAGGAAUUCAGAUUUACGAUGAGUCUGCCGCUGCCCAUCCCGUGGACAAAGAGAACAGUGGCCGUGUUCGAAAGCCCCGUCAGAAUUCUGGUCUGCGUGGCCUGAGUCAGCGAGAAGUAGCCCAACCAGCUGCAGCCCCAGCUAGCAAUGAGGAAGGGAUGGAUGACGGCUGUGAUGCAGCACCGCCGAUGGCGCCGUGUUCAUUAGCUCACUCCACGCCCGGCCCUGCAUCUCAGAAUGUAGCAAUGGGACACCCGGCAUUGUCUACCAUUCGUCAACCUCACCGUGUCAACUCGGGUGAUUGUGACGAGAGUUCAACGGCCACAUGGCCCAAUACGAAGAAGCUCAGUCCCAUUGAGGAGGAACUAUCUCGUACUGGUUCAUCUUUGUCACGUUCUAGUAGCACCGGCUCCAAUCGCAGUGGCAUGUGCUCAACCAUUGCGUCUGUGCAGCACGACACCAUUGCUGAAGAAGAGCCUAUGGAUGAGCCGGUGUCCAUUCCGGCAGAUCCCAGUGCCUCCACAUGCUUCCCAGACGAGACCGUCAUCAAUGGCCUGUACGUUGGUGAUCCGUUUUCGCCAGGCAAGCGGGCAAAGUGGAUGCAGCACAUUGGGUCUGAUCUCUCUGAUCACCCAGGCUACAAGGAUCUCUCAACAAAACCACUACCGGAAGUCAGCGAGAAACUCCUUGGCAAAGCCGUUAUUCUUGAUGAGGAUGAUGAGAGGUCCGUGUUUGUCCUGAAAGACUUGCUCGGGACUGGUGCAUUUUCAACUGUAUUCUCAGCGAACCAUGUUGCUCAGGACUUUGCCAAGGACAAAGAAGACAUUGUUGCCCUGAAGGUAUCGGAGACAGAGAUACCGGACAUGUGGGAGUUCUUCCUGGCCAGUCACCUGCCGCAGCGUAUCACCAAUGCUGGCCACGCAGACGCAGCUGGGUAUUUCAUCAAUGUGAAGCAGUGCUUUCACUAUGCUAAUGGAACGUGUAUGGUUCUCAAUCGCUUUAAGUGCACACUCCUGGACGUGGUGAAUAUGUACAAGAGUCGUCAUCAGACCAUGCCAGAAGCAUUGGUACUGUACUACACCUGGCAUAUGCUGCACGCUGUGGAAGCAUUGCACGCAGCCGGCUAUUUGCAUGCUGACAUCAAGCCUGACAACUUUGUCAUUUCCAAUGACCUAUUUAUCUUGGCAAAGUUCCUGCAGGACUCCAGUGCCAACCUGGUGAGCAGCAAACUGUCCGAGCUGAACCGUGUCAAGCCAUUGCACUUGAUUGACUACGGCCGCGCUAUUGACAUGUCCUGUUUACCGGCCAGCACUUCAUUUAACGCAACUGUCGACACGGACGACUUUGCCUGCGUGGAAAUGAUCGAGAGUCGUCCCUGGACACAGCAGAUUGAUACAUUCGGUGUGCUUGGAACCAUCCAUGUCCUCCUGAAUGGUGAUUACAUGAAGGUGGUUAAAAAGAACUCAGCCUCAAACCCGUGGCAACCUACCGUACGCCCAAAGAGGUACUGGAACCCUAUCUGGAACAAGCUCUACUCCCAGCUCCUGAACGUUCCAAGUUGUUUUGAGCAACCCGACUUGGCCCCCCUCAGAGAAGGUGUUGGCAAAGCAUUGGAAGCCAAUGCACCCAAGCUUUACCAAGCCCUUUUAGUACAGCAUGAAAUUUUAUCAGUUUAACCAUUUGAGUGCUUGAUUUUAUUUUCCUCCUGUACACCAUCCCUGUACACCAAGUCCCAUCUUUCUCCCCUGGUUAAAAAAUAUUAUUUGUCCCAACGUUCUAAUGUAUCUCCAACGUUCUAUUGUGUACCAGAUCAUUCCAAUAAAACUACCUGUUUUUCUCUUAUAACAACUACUGCCGGCUUCAGAGCCUUUCUGGUGUAACAGCUGCUCAACGCUACAUAGAUUUCACGUGUGCGUGUCACAAGUGAUCAUCUCAUUUGUUGUGCCCCAUGCCCCUUGCUUCUUCUUCUUCUUCUUCUUCUUCUCUCUCUCUCUCUCUCUCUCUCUCUCUCUCUCUCUCUCUCUCUCCUUUCAUGCCUGCUUGUGUGGAGAUCCCAGCUUUUUCUCGCACUUGCAGCAACAUGUUCCUUUCCUUUUCACUGGCCGCACCCUGAUAUGAUUCUGUGGAGUGUACCUGAGCACUUGCCUGUCGCCAUGCCCAAGUACUUAUUGCCGCCUACUUGGGAAAAAGUAGUAUUGCCUGUUUAAUGUUUCUGGCAAUUCUACAAAUUUUGUUUUCGUUUUGAUGGGCACUUCAGAUUGUUCUGCAAGAAAGAGAACUGUCUUGUUCAUUUGUUUUCACUGAUAAUAUCAGAUUAUGUUGUUCUGUUGUUUCUUGCAUUGCUGUGAAUGUGUACAUCGCUACUCUGCAUAGUAAUGAACUCACAGUGAAGCUGCUGCCGUUUUUCAAUCUUAUCGCUCAAGUGUGCCGUAACUUUGUGAAAGUGCUCUGCUGCUCGUUGCAUUUAUACUUUAGGCAAUACAAAAGGUUUGAAUUGUG